This is a messenger RNA of Racocetra persica, 332 nucleotides long. Lineage: Eukaryota; Fungi; Glomeromycota; Glomeromycetes; Diversisporales; Gigasporaceae. The record is from the annotation of a GenBank genome assembly.
CAAAAGUGAUUGGUAUAACAAUUUGUUAUAUGCAUACUAGUAUAGAAAAAACUAUCAUAUAUUCUGGACAAACUAAGAUUUGUGAACUUAGAAAAAAAAUUGUUAAGGAUGAGGUUAAAAAAACAAAACUAAGACAGGAGCUUAAAGCAAGAACUAAUAAGCUAGAGAAAACUAUAUUGUAUUAUUCAAUUAAGAUUAGUAAACUUAAUAUUAUAAUUGUAAAACUAAAAAAUAAGACAGUUAUGAUUAAACUUAAGUCUGAAAAUAUAGAGUUGAGAGAUAGAAUUAGAAAAGUAGAGCAGAGGCAAAUACUAAGUAAUAAUAUUUCUAAA